Quercus robur (English oak) is the source of this 1162-nucleotide messenger RNA. Its product is annotated as haloacid dehalogenase-like hydrolase domain-containing protein Sgpp. The transcript has 5 exons. Lineage: Eukaryota; Viridiplantae; Streptophyta; Magnoliopsida; Fagales; Fagaceae. The record is from RefSeq and is a predicted model, not a curated record. The coding region runs from base 197 to 928 and encodes 243 amino acids.
UGAUAAAUAUUACUUACUUAUUAUUCCAUGUUUCUAAAAAAAAAAAUUCCUUUUCCAUAAUAGUAUUCCAGUAUUUCUUUCACCCUCUCCUUCUCUUCGAUUCGAUCUGCACCCAACCCAGCAAGUACCCAUUUCUCAAAAACAAGUUUUGGCAAAGAAAAAACCUUCUAUAUCAUCCACCUCAACCCAUCAAGCAAUGGCAGCCUCAGUUGGUGAAAAUUCUGUAGAGAGCAAAACUACUCUCGCUGAACUUGCUCCGCUUCAAGCAGUGCUAUUUGACAUAGAUGGAACUAUAUGUGAUUCUGAUCCACUCCACCACUAUGCCUUCCGUGAAAUGCUUCAAGAGAUUGGUUUCAAUGGAGGGGUGCCAAUUACUGAGGAAUUCUUUGUUGAUCAUAUUGCCGGCAAGCAUAAUGAUGAUAUUGCUGAGUUUCUCUUCCCUGAUGAUAUUCAACGGGGCUUGAAGUUUGUAGAUGAUAAGGAAGCCAUGUUUCGGAGAUUGGCCACAGAACAGUUGAAGCCUGUGAAUGGCCUAUAUAAAGUGAAAAAAUGGAUUGAAGACCGUGGAAUUAAACGGGCUGCAGUUACCAAUGCUCCAAAAGCAAAUGCUGAACUCAUGAUCUCAAGCCUUGGCCUGUCAGACUUUUUUGAAGCGCUUAUUGUCGGAAGUGAAUGUGAACAUGCCAAGCCACACCCAGAUCCCUACUUGAAGGCGCUUGAAAUAAUCAAUGUAUCAAAGGAUCACACUUUCAUAUUUGAGGAUUCUGUUUCAGGAAUAAAAGCUGGAGUGGCCGCUGGGAUGCCAGUUGUUGGUAUAGCUACCAGAAAUCCAGAACACUUACUGAUGGAAGCAAAGCCAGUCUUCCUUAUAAAGGAUUAUGAGGAUCCAAAAUUGUGGGCAGCCUUAGAAGAGCUUGAUAAGAAAUGAGGUAUUUCUAUAGUAUAGUAGCAGAUCCUCAAAAAAAAAAAAAAAAAAAAAAAAAAAUCUACAGUAGCAGGUUGAAACAUUUGCAGUAGUGGGUUGAAACAUUUAUAGAAACUUACUCAUAACUGUUAAAUAAUUCUGUUGUAGAGGAGCCUUUUGGUCCUUCACUUGUAGCUGCUUGACCUGCGAUUGAUACAUUAUUACUCAAGUCAAUGAUUAAUUAUGAGAUUUAUGUCA